Molecule: messenger RNA, 4202 nt
Organism: Bufo bufo (common toad)
Lineage: Eukaryota; Metazoa; Chordata; Amphibia; Anura; Bufonidae
Gene: HERC3
Product: HECT and RLD domain containing E3 ubiquitin protein ligase 3
Exons: 25
Coding region: 109-3264 (1051 amino acids)
Biological process (GO): protein ubiquitination; ubiquitin-dependent protein catabolic process
Cellular component (GO): cytosol
Molecular function (GO): ubiquitin protein ligase activity
Source: RefSeq, a predicted model, not a curated record
GGCGGUGCUUGUGUGGGAGUCGUUUCCUAAACUUCCAUGUUAUUAUGUGACAGAGGAGCGGAGGAGGUCCGUGUGCACGGGGACAGGUACCCGCAGCUUUGACUAGCCAUGUUGUGUUGGGGGCACUCUAUUUUUGGACAACUUGGAUUUUAUCAUGAUUUUUUAACUAUAACCCCCGAACCCAAAAGAUCUCCCUUCCCCCUGUCUAAUUUCAUCAAGCAAGUGGCCUGUGGAGAGAAUCAUUCUGUGUUCCUACUAGAAGAUGGGCGAGUGUAUAGCUGUGGAUGCAAUAGCGCAGGGCAGCUUGGUCAUGAUCACGACGAUUACACACCAGGAUAUGUGAGCGCUUUGGCAGACGAGCAUAUAAUUCAUGUAGCAUGUGGACAGGCACAUAGUGUUGCAAUCAGUAGCGAAGGUCAUCUCUUCUCAUGGGGUGCUGGGACUGAAGGACAACUCGGUCAUUCCACAACAGGGGACCUUUAUGUUCCAUUUCCAAGGCUUAUCAAGAAAUUAAGUCAGCAGAGGAUUCUGCAGGUAUCAUGUGGAAACCAGCACUGUUUGGCGCUUUCAGAUGAUGGACAGUUAUUGUCCUGGGGACAGAAUGACCAUGGACAACUAGGUAUUGGCCAUCGAUGUAGUCAGCAGUCCAGUCCGCAGCGUGUGAAAUCCUUGGAGGGGAUACCACUAGGUCAGGUCACAGCAGGGGGUGAUCACAGUUUUGCCUUGUCCCUGUCGGGGGCUGUGUUUGGCUGGGGAAAGAACAGUUCGGGUCAACUCGGCUUGAAUGAUGAGCAAGUCCGAUUAUCGCCAUGUCAUGUAAAACCAUUGCGCUCCCAGAAAGUUGUGUAUAUCAGUUGUGGGGAAGAGCACACGGCAGUCCUAACAAAGACUGGUGGAAUCUUUACAUUUGGAGCCGGGGUCCAUGGGCAGCUGGGACAUGAUUCCUUUCACAAUGAGAUCAAUCCAAGGCGUGUACUAGAACUAAUGGGCAGCGAGGUUUCCCAGAUCGCAUGUGGAAAACAGCACACUAUUGCCUUUGUGCCUUCUUCGGGUGUACUCUAUGCAUUUGGAUGUGGAGAACAGGGCCAGCUUGGUACUGGAUCCACGAGUAAGGUUAUUUGUCCUAUACCUGUAAAAGGCAGGUGGUGGCCUCACAAUGUACAGAUCCCAUCUUCAGUUGAUCCAUCAUCGUUCAGUAUCAUCAAACGCAUCUUCUCUGGAUGGAAUAAAACAUUUGUGAUUUGCUCAAAGCCAGAGAGCCCUGAACCUUCCGAUGAUUUCCGCUCCUGUAAAACCGUGAAUUCCACCAGUCAGAUAAACGAUGAGACCAUUGAUUUGUGGAGGCAGAAAGUAAUUGAUCAUAGUCAUUCCAACACCAUCAACAGCAUCGUUCAGACAUUGUCCUCUUCAGCUUGCUGGAAUGGGAGUUUUCUGGAGAAAAAAAAUGAUGAGCAUUUUAAGACCAGCCCCAAGAUCCCAGGACUUGACAUGCAAUCUAUUAAAGUACUGUUUGAGAAGCUGAUGAAUACCCACCAUUCCAGGUUACUAGAGCAGAUCCUUAAGGGCUUUGAAAGUUUUCUGAUACCACAGUUGCCCAGCUCUCCGCCAGACGUAGAAGCAAUGCGAAUUUACCUCAUUCUCCCCGAAUUCCCUCUGCUGCAGGACUCCAAAUACUACAUAACUCUGACUCUCCCAUUAGCUAUGGCUAUUUUACGGCUAGACACUAAUCCGAGCAAAGUGCUAGACAAUUGGUGGUCUCGGGUCUGCCCAAACUACUUCUUCAGAUUGGUUGACCUGUAUAAAGGAGCAGUGGUCUAUUUGCUGAACGGGCGCAAGACUUUGCUGAUCCCUGUACUGUUUGCCAGCUACAUCACUGCUGCUCUCAGACUCCUGGAAAAACUGCACAAGGUGAACGUGAAGGCCCAGCACGUGGAGCAUGAUCAAUUCUACAUUCCUGAGAUAUCCAGCUUGGUGGACAUACAAGAAGAUUACCUGAUGUGGUUUCUAAACCAGGCAGGGCUGAAAGUUCAUCCAUCAAUUAUGCAGGAUUCAGUGACGCUCUGCUCUUACCCGUUUGUGUUUGAUGCUCAAGCCAAGACCAAAAUGUUACAGACAGAUGCUGAGCUACAGAUGCAGGUAGCGAUAAAUGGAGCUAACCUGCAAAAUGUCUUCAUGCUGCUGUCCUUGGAUCCCAUGCUGGCCAAAAAUCCCUACCUGGUCCUGCAUGUGAGGAGAACAAGCCUGGUGUCUGAUGCUUUGAGAGAGCUCAGUAUUCACUCUGAUAUAGACUUGAAAAAGCCUCUUAAGGUGAAAUUUGACGGGGAAGAGGCCGAGGAUGACGGUGGAGUCACUAAAGAAUUCUUUCUCUUGCUUCUCAAAGAACUUUUGAACCCCAUCUAUGGCAUGUUCACUGUCUACCCCGAUUCUGACCUGAUCUGGUUCUCAGACAUAUGUUUUGUAGAGCACAAUUGGUUCCAUCUGAUUGGCAUUAUGUGUGGUUUGGCCAUCUAUAACUUCACGGUGGUUGACCUCUAUUUUCCUUUGGUGCUAUAUAAGAAGCUUCUGAAUGUGCCAGCCACUUUAGAAGAUCUCAAGGAGCUGUCCCCUACAGAAGGAAGGAGUCUUCAAGAACUUUUGGACUACCCUGGAGAAGAUGUUGAGGAGACAUUCUGCCUUAAUUUCACGAUCUGUAGGGAAAGUUAUGGACUGGCGGAAAUGAAACCCUUGGUGCCUGGAGGAGACCAGAUAACUGUGAAUAAAGAAAAUAGGAAAGAAUUUGUAGAUUCUUAUGUUGACUAUGUCUUCAACCAGUCAGUACAAGAAUGGUAUGAAGCAUUCUCCACAGGAUUUCUAAAAGUUUGUGGUGGGAAAGUGUUGGAGCUCUUUCAGCCAUCUGAACUCAGAGCCAUGGUUGUUGGCAGUAGUAACUAUAACUGGCAGGAGCUGGAAGAGAGUGCUGUGUACAAAGGUGAAUACUCGGCUGUGCACCCUACUGUUAGGAUGUUCUGGGAGACAUUCCAUGAAUUCCCGCUGGAGAAGAAAAAGAAGUUUUUAUUGUUUCUCACCGGCAGUGACCGUAUUCCUAUCUACGGCAUGUCCAGCUUGCACAUAAUCAUCCAGUCUAUAUCCAGUGGGGAGGACUACCUGCCUGUAGCUCACACUUGCUACAACAUAUUGGACUUGCCCAAAUACAGCAGCAAAGAAAUCCUCAGGAAAAGACUCACCGAAGCCAUAGAUCAUUACGAGGGCUUCAGCUUGGUGUGAGAUGUGCUGAGUUUCCAUGCUUCCCUCUGUCUAUUUGCACUUUAUCUCUCAUGGGCUUAUUUAAUAUUAAUGUAAAAUACACUCAAUAUUGUAUACAUUAAAAAUACUUCAGUUUCUAUUUUUGUAAAGGAGCCAAAUUUAAAAAAAAUGUUAUGGUGAAAUCCUAAGUGGAUUUCAUAACAUUGAUUGCUUUGACUUUCUGAUGUCUUGUUUUAUUCAUAGUUUUUAUUCUUUCAUUUAUAAUUCUCACCAUGUGGAUUGUGUUAUAUCUAGUAGUAAGUAGUAAACUUACGAUAAUUUCCCAGACUGAUGAUCAGUUUGUCAUCUGACAGAAUCCUUCCAUAGCUAUUGAAGGCCUCAGGUAUAUGAUGUGUCGCUGAUCUGAUGCUUGUCAAGUUCUGUUCAUGAACCUUGGGCCCCUGUAUAUAGGUUAUAUACAUAUAGGUCCCUUAAUUCCAGCUGUGUGAAAUCACAGGCAAUGAUUCUAUUUGAAUGGAAAAAUCAUUUUUUAUCCUGUAAUUACAUUGAUUACAGAAACAUAAUCAUAUUAUGCAAAGUGAGAAGAACAGACAUUGCUAUGCUACCACCUAUAACCUGGGCCUACGCUGAAACUCAUUUAGGGCCCAACUCAUAUCAGUGAGCCUCUUUCUCUGUAAUAACCAUGUAGAGACUCUCUACUCCUUGAAUAUCUGGAAAACUACAUAUCUGCAAUAAUGCAUUUUGGGUUAUAUUUUCAAUUUUUCUCUAUAAUAAUCUUGUACAGAUUCUCUACUCCUAGCAUAUCUGGAAAAAUACAUAUCCGCAAUUAUGCUUUUUAUCUUCAAUUUUCCAACCUGGUCCAAGUGAUUCACGAAGAUCUCGAGAAGCUGAAUAAAACAAAAUGCAAUGGAAAAAAACUUUGUAUAGUUCUUCUAAUUAAUAAAAAAAUCUUUUUUAAA